Exophiala dermatitidis NIH/UT8656 is the source of this 1608-nucleotide messenger RNA. RefSeq lists its product as uncharacterized. Gene Ontology annotation, biological process: protein dephosphorylation. Gene Ontology annotation, cellular component: cytoplasm; protein phosphatase 4 complex; nucleus. The record is from RefSeq and is a predicted model, not a curated record. The transcript has 4 exons. Lineage: Eukaryota; Fungi; Ascomycota; Eurotiomycetes; Chaetothyriales; Herpotrichiellaceae. The coding region runs from base 1 to 1608 and encodes 535 amino acids. Gene Ontology annotation, molecular function: protein phosphatase regulator activity.
AUGUCUGCAGCCUUGGAUGAAAAGACGCUGGAAGAUGUUGCCCGAAAUGGCGAGAUGGACUAUGACAAAUGGCCCUCCAUGAUCGAGCCUCUCCUCCAGCGUCUCAACCAGAUCGUAUAUACCGCAUUUCCCAUGCCACGCCCAUAUCCCAACAUCAACCGACCUCCACCAUCAUCUUCACCGACUCAACCGCGCGACUCCAACGGUGCGAGGGCACAAACCCCCUCGACACCCGUUCGGAAUUUGCCUCCUGUCCCUCCAUUCCCGGACUCAUCAGCGAGCCGUGUCCCUGACUCUCUGCCACCGUCUCAAGACCCAACAAAUGCGGCGUCUUCUACUUCCUCCGAAGAACUUCCCGCCCUCUUACUCCAACUGUUCAACAGCGUGACUCACACGUUACGAACCUCGUUCUCCGAAAAGCCACCCCAUACCAUCCAGCGACUAGCAGAGCUGGUGCUAUAUCCUACGAAACAUUACAAGACGCUGCCCGCGUGGCUGCGCGCAGUCGACCGGGUAGUCAGCGUCAGUAGUACCGCGGACAUAUUCCCACUCUCCGACACGCCCGCAUUAGUGAACGGCGUGAAUGGCGACGGCGGAGGCGGGAUUCUCUGGAACAACUCGGACGGCCGAAACGGAACGGGCUAUGACAACAACUCGUUGGGCAGCGAUGAAAGUCUCGGCGGCGCCCUUUUGACCCCCAUACCGUGGUUGCGCAAUGGGAUCGUGGGUGCAGACGCAGGCGAGGACUCCUCGAUGCAUUUGGAGGGAGAUAAUGAUGACCCUAGCGAAAUCGACAGCAGCAUGGCAGGCAGUGGCAGCAACAGCAUGUCUUCCUCUGUUGAACAGGAUCCACUUGUCCCCGAACGCGCAGAUGGGGCCGUUACUCAAGGCGAAUUGAUGCGCAUGGAACAAGAGGCCGGAGUGGUUCCUGUGACCGCCCGGAACGCUCAGCAUACCAGCAGGACAAUGGCCGGCGGCACCGAGGAUGGGGUCUACAUGGAUGGUGGCGCCGAGGAGGACGACGUGCCUCAUGCUCGUGGUCCCGAUGUCGUGGGAGCCGUUGACGUGGGCAGAGUCGACGGCCAUGAUGUGCAGAUCCGCAUUGAGCGAGGUGAUGGUGAUGCUGAACGCAGUGAUAGGGGCAAUACUGCUGCUGCUGCUCGCCAUGCAACGGAUCCAAAUGAUGCACAGACAGUGCUCCCUGGUCAGCAGGACACAUUGCCUGGUUCUGGUUCUGGAGAUCGGGACGCAGCAGUGGAUACUGAUGACGAUUUUGAGAUUGUUCUCAAGGACAGGACUGGCAGUGUUGCUGGAGCUGGCGACGAUGAUGCUGAGGCUGAAGUCGAUCAGAUGCAGGUGGAUGAGACAGAACAGUCAGCGUCAGCAACCACAACCAUCACUACCUCAUCUGCGAUAGACAGAACAGAUAAACAACAGGACCAAACGCAAGGGCAAGAGCACGGGGCUGGCUCGUCGGCGGAAGAGCAGGACGGGGAUAUCGUCAUAGUAGACGCAGAUGGGAAGGCCGACGACGAACCUGCCUCCAAGGCCGAUCUUUCGGGCGAGAAUAUUGGUCCAGAUGCUGUUGACGCUUCUACGGUGACUUGA